Molecule: messenger RNA, 1513 nt
Organism: Vitrella brassicaformis
Lineage: Eukaryota; Vitrellaceae
Source: the annotation of a GenBank genome assembly
CACCGACAUGCAACACAGACACGCAACACGCAGCACGCGGAGGGCAGAGGCAGCAAACAGGUGGAUAUGCAAUGCGCUGCGAACGACGGCAACAUACAUACGAGCAGGCACACCGUUGAUCUGAAAAUCCGGGACGCUGACGGGCUGAGCGGAUGAGUCGAACCAUUGGAUGGUUGGUAUUGUGUAACGAGACUCGUGUCGAGACUCCACGCACUUGAACUGUGCUGCAAUCGUCACUCACUGUCCACAGCCUAGUCCACCGAAUGCCCCUCUGUACACAUAUUAACUGCCCUUCGUCGGCACGUCAUCAUCGUCAGGCACCAUCUCUUCCUUCGUCACAAGCAGCCCAUACUGCCUCAGAGCGUCACGCAAGUCCCUCUUGAGGGGCGCCCCACUCGCCUCCAGCCACGCACCAUAUGUCUGCAUGGCUGCCUCCUCACACCGCCGCACGUCCUCAGUGCACCGCUCAAGCAAUCUCGCCUCGUCGGAGCCAUCAACGCCACUCGACUGUGUGUCGUGUCUUUGCUGGCUGCACUCGACCAGGAUCUGGAAGCUCUCUGGGGCGACAGCUGAAAAGCUCUCGUGCCAGUAGUGCCGGUUGGCCGUGUCAAGCGGGUUGCCGUGGGCCUGAUUGAUGAUCGAUACACAAAUGGAUGCGGCACGGGUAGGGUGUCAUCUGCAUUGCUGUACUGUCCUGUUUCGUCACCUUGCGCCUCUCCAGCUCUUCAAUCACUGUGGCCAGCCUCGACGCCCCUCGGGCAUCCUCAGACACGAACCUCUGUGCGCGUGGAUGAGACACACCAUAUCCAAUCAAUGACAGCAGUACAGCAAGUGGUUGUUGGUUGGUGGGUUUUGGCUACCUGCACGUCAGCUAUCCAGGGCUCCACAUCUUCCUCGGCCACUCUACGCGACACACGCAGCAGCUGCUCGUUGUCAUCGCCGGCAGCCUCGAUUUCUACAUCCUCAGCACAAGCAAAGCAUAUGACGCCUAGGCAUCAUCGCAUUCUUGCCCUGCACACCCACCUUUCGGCCUCAGUGUGAGUGCGCAGCAAAGGAAGAACCUAAACCCAGGAGCAUGAAGCAAAGCAAGGUUGAUGGUGAAAAUCAAAGACAAACAGGUGUGGCACAGACAUACUCGCCCAGGGCGGCCUCCGCCUUCUCGUUGACCACAAAGCCAUGAGUCUUGAAGUCCUGCUCACAGCCAGACAAGCUAGGUGCGUUGCGUCCUCCUGGCCCCUGUAUGCGUGCAUUCAUCUGACCUUCUCGUCGACGGCAUUCAAGACUACAUUGUACAGCGGAAGGCACGGCUUGAGCCUCUGGAGCAUCGGAAAAUGGACAUCUUGGCAUCUCUGCAUCCACUGGGGCCUCCGCAACAGCUGUGAGCAGUGACGAGCACCUGAACAGCACACAGCAUCAGAUCUGCUUCAUCCACGUGCCUGUUUUGCAGAGAUCUGUCCAGGUUCAUACAUACAUGCAAGUGCCAGCCAUUCCGCCAUUCCCCCUCACAGCAAAG